CCCAGCAGAAAUCGUUGAAUUUUUUCGACGCGAAUUUCCUUUGCAGGAAGGAGGAUUGCCUUUCCAGGUGCCGUGAAAGGCUCUGUAUUGCUACCGAAAACAUGGACUACCCAGAUAAUAUACCAAAUUCCACUUGACACUCGGCACUCUGGAACAACUGGGAGCUGCUCAACCGAUCGACCGGUACUUACGCCAAAUUCCUACCAUCCUCGAUAGCCAGGUCCCAGGAGCAGCAACACUGGCCCUCCGGUGCACGAUGGCCAAAGAUGACCGAUCCUUCAGGCCGUUCAUCCCCAGGCGAUAUAAACAAUCUGCUGAUCUGGCAGCAGCCGCACCCACUCAUAUUUGCUCAGUAUGAAUAUCGGGCAUCACCCACGAUGGAGACGCUUCGCAAGUGGGAGGAUGCCGUUCGGGAAACGGCGAAUUGGAUGGCAGAUUUUGCGUGGUACAACGAGUCUACAGGCGUCUAUGACCUUGGACCACCCUUGUACGACGUGAGCGAAGAUAGCGGUCCCAAUGUGACUGUGAAUCCCGCGUUCGAAUUGGCGUAUUGGCGGUUGGGAUUGGGCUACGCCGAAGAAUGGAUGAAGAAUCUCGGCGAGGAAGUACCAAGCAGUUGGACGGUGGUCAAAGACAAUCUGGCCUCACUUCCUGUCAAUAACGGCACCUACAAGGUGUACGAAACGAUUGGGGAUGAUUUUUGGACGGAUCCGGCGCAUAUAUUCUUUCACCCGACAUUAGUGGGGUUGUAUGGAUGGCUUCCGGAGACAGAGGGAUUGAACCUCACGAUUGCGAAAGCGACGGCCGAGAAGGUGCGAGAGUAUUGGAUUGUGACGUAUAUUUGGGGGUGGGAUUUCUCGAUGCUUGCUAUGUCGUCAGCACGUAAUGGGGAAGCCGAAGACGCCGUCGACUGGCUGUUACAUCCUCAUUUGAAUUUCGACGAUGUUGGGAUGCCAUUGAGUAACGUACGUGUUGCUACGCCAUAUUUUCCGGGCGCAGGUGGGCUCUUGUAUGCUGUUGUGAUGAUGGCGGGUGGUUGGGAUGGUAGCGAAGGGGAUGCGCCAGGAUUUCCGAAAGACAGCUGGGUUGUUCGCUAUGAAGGUUUGAGUAGAGCCUUGUAA
Molecule: messenger RNA, 1121 nt
Organism: Desarmillaria tabescens
Lineage: Eukaryota; Fungi; Basidiomycota; Agaricomycetes; Agaricales; Physalacriaceae
Product: Six-hairpin glycosidase-like protein
Exons: 2
Coding region: 267-1121 (284 amino acids)
Biological process (GO): carbohydrate metabolic process
Source: RefSeq, a predicted model, not a curated record